Messenger RNA from Merops nubicus (carmine bee-eater), 937 nucleotides. RefSeq names its product chromosome unknown open reading frame, human C1orf198. NCBI's taxonomy places the organism in Eukaryota, Metazoa, Chordata, Aves, Coraciiformes, Meropidae. The record is from RefSeq and is a predicted model, not a curated record. The coding region runs from base 52 to 654 and encodes 200 amino acids. The transcript has 3 exons.
ACUUGGCAAGAUGAACACUCGGCUCCCUUUUCCUGGGAAACAAAGAGCCAGAUGGAGUUCAGCGUGGCAUCUCUGUCCAUACAAGAACAAGGUGGUGCCCAGUCACAAAAUGAACAGAGGCAGCCCGUUAAAGCAGCACCUGGUAUCCAAGUCCCUAAAUCUUCUCAGGCCAGUAAGACCCCUGGCUCUGAUGGGUUGAUAGCACCCAGAAAGGAAGAGGAGUCCUCUUUCUGGAAGAUAAAUGCAGAGCGCUCAAAAUUUGAAGGAGACAAGUCUGAGUUCCAGUCCCUGACUCCCAGCCAGAUCAAGUCCAUGGAGAAAGGAGAGAAACCCCUUCCCUCUUUUUACAGACAAGAGUCUGCUCCAAAGGAGGUGGCAAAAGCUGACAAGCCCAGCAUAACAAAACCAGAGAAGUCUGCUGCCCCCAGCCUACCUUCUGUAUCUCUCGAAUGGGAGAAACCUCGACCCACUCAACUCCCUGCUAGUUCUCUAGAUGACUUCUUUCUUCCUGACCCACCACAGGACCUGGCAUCUUCUAGGACAAACAAGGAAGAUACUGAUGGUACUAUACUUACAGAUCCACAAAUGCCUGAACAGACUAGUACAAGCAAUGUUAUCUUGAAGACUGGCUUUGAUUUUCUAGACAACUGGUAAAAGAUACUUUAGAUUGAAUCAAUUUUGGGGAAGGAGUGGGGUAUCUUUCUCCUUGUAUGUUAAUUUACUAGCAUUUGUGUCUUUUUCUAGAAGUAACUUUCAAACUCUUAAAUGUUGCCUUUGUAUAAACUUUUGUAAUAUCAUAUGCGUUUCUGUUUUUUAAACAGUGAUAGAAGUGUGGUUUCAUUUGGAUAUUUUUUUUAAUUUCUGUUAAAAUUUUUAGUAGCUACUGUAUUGAGAGGAUAGGAGAAGUUACCAUAUGCAUGUUAAAGACAAACAAAUG